This is a messenger RNA of Macrosiphum euphorbiae (potato aphid), 399 nucleotides long. The record is from the annotation of a GenBank genome assembly. NCBI's taxonomy places the organism in Eukaryota, Metazoa, Arthropoda, Insecta, Hemiptera, Aphididae.
AUGAAUUUAUUAAAAUAUUCCACCGAUUUUCAAUCACUAGUGCAUUCGGUGGAAGAGAACUCAGAUCCAGAAUAUCCUAUGUAUUCGAGCUUUUUAUCAAGGUUGAAAACAUAUGAUUCACGUUCACCACAAUCAUACCAAGAUAAAUAUUCAUUGGCUCAAUGUGGAUUCACUUACACUGGUACGGAUGAUUUGGUUCAAUGUUACUACUGUGGGUUAUUGUUGGGAAAAUGGGAAAAAAAUGAUGAACCAUGGAGUCAACACGCCUUGCAUAACCCUAAAUGCAUAUUUAUAUUAUUAUAUAAAGGCGUACAAUUUAUUGAAAAUGUUAAAAAUGAAUAUAUCGAUAAUAAUCGAGUUAGUAGCAGUAAAUCCGAAUCAUAUGAUACUAUUGACUGA